This is a messenger RNA of Xyrichtys novacula (pearly razorfish), 29461 nucleotides long. The record is from the annotation of a GenBank genome assembly. Lineage: Eukaryota; Metazoa; Chordata; Actinopteri; Labriformes; Labridae.
GCAUUUCUGAUCCUGCCUGCAGUCUGAAGAGAAAAUGGAGGCUCAUUUCAUCAUAUUUACCCCGUUGCUCCGUCUCUACCGAGCUCUUCGACAGAUAAACGGACUUUAAACGUUGUUCUAUGACGGGAUUUUACUCUCCAAUCUGAGUUAUUCUUGUUUCUUCUAUCACAUGGUAAGUUGAGAGUUACUUUUUUGGGGAGGGGAGUGGUGGUGUAACUUAUUUCCACGGCUUGUUUCUGAAGGGAAAAGUCCUUUAACGGGUAUGUUGAAAUUAGUUUUAGAGAAAGACGCUCAUUUUGAUGUCCCCCCUCCAACUUUGAGCCUCUUUAGGGUUAAUAGGACUCUCCCCAAAUUCUUUCUGCAGAGGAAUGUUCUGGUGUUGCUCCUCUCCCUCAGCCCCCAGCCUGGAUACAUACAGUGGGGAAGGCCACAGGACGGUAAAACAGGGGUUUCCGUUGCGUUUAAUGUCCAGGGGCCCCAGGCAAAGACUGUAAACUAGUCAGACACCAUUUUGUAACAGUUUUAAAGAUAUGCCACAAUGAAAGAGGAUGAAAAUCUAAGCUUGAACAAUAGAUCUAGGUUUUAAAGUGAAGUUAUGCUCAAGGUUUGCAGCAGAUCUGGAUUUUUGGACCUUUUAAGGGGCCAAAACUUGAAGUUGUGAACCUUGGAUUAAUAAGAAAGGGGCCCAGGAUUCACUCAGGUUCAAUCACGUCCUCUUGUGAUCAUAUUAGAAUUAUAUUUGACUUUUUGAGCACUGCAUGCAAAACUCUAUUGUAGCCCAUGUGUUCCAAAAAGUCUGUAAAUAUGUAAAACCAAUCCUAAAAUUAAUUGAUAUGAACAAUUUCUACAUUUAGCAGGACAAAGACAAAGUAUCCUAACAUAAUUGGAGAUUAAAACAAGAAAACUUUCAAACAAUUUGUUUUGAAUGUCUGAUUUUCACUCCCCAGCCUAAAGGCCUGCAUAGUUUGGCACUGAUGCAGCCAUGUGUUUCAUUCAGGUGUGCUCCUACUACUACUACUAUGCACAAACACACCUACUCUGGCCAUUUGACACACUUGUAUUACAUGUAAUCACCUGCAGUGUUUGCAGCUUAUCGGUUCAGGUGUUUUAUCUGUAAACUGCAGUAAAAGGUGCCUCCACUUCCCUGAGUUAUGCAAACCAAAGAUUGAUUUAGGUACGUUGUGCUUCUGAUUGUGUGUUUUCCUGAGGAGGGAGGUCACAUUUUUAGAAACAAUCGGGUCUUUUAUAAAGAGGCGAUGAUGCUGCAGCGAUGUGGUCAGGUAUCAUGCAGCGCAGCUGGGUUUAAUCCUGCACAGCCAUGCAGAGGCAUCUGUCAGGGGAGAACCACAGGGAUGACUGCACUGCUUUAAGACAACAGGCAGAUGCUGGCAGAUGUUGGCUUAGGUGGUUUAAGCCUAAUUGUGUGUCUUAUCUUAAACCACCAGGUUAGAUUUUCUUCCUUUUAAAGCAAAACAACAAAUCAGGUGACAAACAGCAAAGUUAUUCAGGAUGAGACAGGCACUUUGGCUGCUGGAUGUAAACUCUGGCUCAGGCAUUUGAACCGCUGUGCCAAGAAGAGGUCUGGGUUUGAUUCAGUGUGCAUGUGUGUCUGAUUCUGGAGAUCAUUGAAGACCACAAACUGUAGAACAAUGCUGGUAUAGUGUCUGUGAUGUCACCUGUAGGUUUCACAAGAGAGGCUUUGAAUGCAGAGUGAACCUGGAUUUACUUUUUCUGCUGUAGGAUAUAAUGAGGGAAAAAUGUGACUUAAACCUCUGGGAAUUUCAAACAGAAAAAUGUGUAUCUAUGAUAUGAUUAAAGCACUUCAACAUCCCCUGUUCACACACAGCCUAAUCUGUCCCUCUCUUAAUCAAAUACAGAGACAUGCAAACUCUCAGCUGUUCUCUUUGUUUGUACAUGUAAGAUAUGAUUACUGAGGCGUUCUGAGUCCACAGCUUCUCCUCCAUCCCAUCCAUCAAACCUGCUCUAGGCUACACAAGCUUCGCAGUUGCUCUUAAGAAAAGUCCCUUUCUUCUUCAGACAAGCUGGAUAUGAUCUGGUCACUAAGCUGGAAGACCCCAACAAAACUGCCAUGUGCUUGUGUUACUAAAUACUUUUCUGAAUGAACUUUGAGAUGCAACAGCGUUAAAUUUUUCCUCCAUGCCAGAAGCAGAAAGGUUUGAUUGUUUUGGAGGAAAGAUGGUUCUAGUUUUUUAAUGAGAAAGUAUCUCCAAAUGUUAUCAUCCAUUCCAUUUUCUGCAGUAAAUUUUUCUUGGAGUUCAGUUUGAAAAUAUUUGUUGUUCUACUUCAAACCUCUGGGCAGCUUAUAGCACUAUGCCUUGUUCCUGUAAUGUAACUAUAGUGUAUAUUUAAUGGAUGCAGUGUAGACAGUGAGUGUCCGUUGCUGUAAAAUGUGACACAAGAUCUGCUGCUUGCAUACUCAAAAGAAACAGGGCUACAGAAGUUUAGUUAUGAGACCAAAGGUCAGUAUAAAUUCGCCAGUUUGUUUUCUGUAAUGCACAUUUUUUGAAUAUCUUUGCCAAACAGCCCAUUUCUUCUUGCGUGUGGUCCAAUUAGGAGUCAGAGGUUAGGUUUAGAGUUUGAUCAAAGAAGAGAUAAUCUGAGGUAUGUAUUGAUGAAGGUUGGGGUUAAGUAUGAAAGUAUGCUGUGUGUUUGUAGCGCUGUCUUUGAGCGGUGUUUCUCUGCAUUUUUCAGGCCUUUUUUUUUUUCGUAAGUUGUGACCUGCUCCAACACCCUCUCUGCAGCCAUUUUCCAGACAGCAACCUUCCAUAAUUCUUGGUUUUUGGUUUAUUUUGGUCACCAUAAACUGUCCCAUGAUUCAGCGGUGGUAUGAGCUUACUUGUAGUUACUUGUGGAAUGGAAUGCUCAUCGGUCGGACAUGGCGCCUAAAGCAUCAUAGGAAUGGAGGCAAGAGAUCCCAGAGAUGGAGCAACAUUUAUGUAGCUAGGCAACCCCACCAGCCUCAGACAUAAAAAAAAUCAAAAGUUGAGUCCAUGUUAAGUUUUAUCUGAACAAACAGUGAGGGCAGUGCCCUUCUUAGAAAUGACCCAAAGGGAUGCAGUUUGCCAGGAAGGAGGCGGGUCGGGAAAUAGUUCAAGGGCUACUUAUGUUUGGUUACUUUGGUGUGACUGUCCCAGUACUCCUCUGCCUUAUACUGGGAAAUGACUCUGGGUUGUAUGACUGAGAUCAUUGUCUCCAAAUAGAAAAGUAAUACAUGUUAAGUAUCAUAUCUGUAAACACAGUACAAAGAUCAAGCUGAAAUGAAAUAGUAGAUAGUUUCAAUGGAGUUGGCUUUUUUCCAACAAUUUAUCCUUACCAGUUGUAGAUCCUUAAUUGAGUUUAUUUUCUGGGUAUCCUCAGUUUUCCUCAUCUAUAAUAGCUGCCCUCAGACCAGCACCAGUAUCACUGCCAUACUAAUACUUCCUCCAAAACUAUCUGACAUGUGGUUUGUUGAUGUAUCAGGGCUCUGCCACGAAUGAUCAAUUUAAAGGUUGAUUUAGUUUCUGAGAAGUCUGAUUUUGUUUGAUUGUGUUAAGGACAGUCUACAGCUGUAAAUACAAAACUGAAAGCAAAUAAAUCAAGCAUUUUGUGAUGGCUGAAUUCAACCAAAACCAAAACUUCUGUGUUGCCUCUUGAACACUUGCAAUCCAGAAAGUGUCAUCAACCCUGUUUGCAUCACAGGGAUUUUUCUGCAGCAUUCUUACAUAGACUCACCAAACUUCCUGUGGGAAUUUCACAGGAAAAAUCUGGUUUAAAAUUUCAGCUGUCUGUGUCUACAAGUGCAGAAAGUUUGCUGAAAGUUUUUAGGAGUAAUGUGAGCCUAGCUUUUGUUUAAUUUGACUUCAAAGAGUGAGUAAAGGUUAUUAAGUUACCUGUUGUUAAGGGCCUGUGUCCACUAACAGCAUUUUUAUUUUGGACCAGUGGUGGUGGGGCUAAAAACCUUAAUUUAAACGCACCUUCGCCAUGCUAGGUUAAGAAAAUGGUCUUGUUGCGCUUUGACCGCGUUUGCUCAUGACCUUUGUGAGCUGCUUCGCUGCAGUGUGAGAAAAAAAAUCCAGUGGUCUCUUUCACAGUGUCCCGCUACAUGCUGUUGGUGUCAUUACAACACAAAGUGUUUUGCCACAGCUAGCUUCAGAUGCUAACGUAGAGUACUUAUUGUAAAUUAUGUGCAGUGAUACGACCUUGACUCAACGACACUCAUUCAUACCAGAAUUUCCACUCUUUUUUGUUUAUAAUACGUUGUUGAGAGGAGGAGAAGUGGUGUCUGUGAGUGCAGCAGCUGAACCAUUUUUGAUUGUGAGGUUGUGAGAGCCACGACAAACAACAAAAUUGAGGCUGUUUUGCACUGUGGACGUGUAGGCCUGAAAAUGAAUGGAGGGAAUAAGGGCACCAGAAAUGCUGUCAGUGGUCAGGCCCUUGAUACCGGAUAGAUCGGUUACGCGGCAACAUAAAAUACUCCUCUCUGAUUGGCUGGUCACUUUUAACAGCAACAGGGCCGCUACAUUGUCUAGAGAAAGUUGAAUCUGAAUCCCGCUCUCUGAGAUGUUAUUGACCCUGACAUUUAAAAAACAGUAACGCGCAGCAAGAUUAAAUAACAAAGAAUAAUGUGUUCUUUCAUGCCUUUGUGUGUGGGCAUUGUGUAAGCAUGAAAUGUGUCCUGACAGAUAAACUAUGAGAUUUGGAAACUCCUUCAAGUUGUAAAUUACAUUCACGUGUCAGGAUAAUUGUGGCUAAAACAAUCAGAGGUCCUAAGAUUCUUCAACUAAUCUAGCUGUCAAUGACACUUAGUGAAAUAAAACCAGAUCAAUUAAACACUGAUUGCUUAACAAACAGUUGGAAUAGAAAACAAGAUUAUAAAACCGCAGCCAUGUCAGAACCUGCCAGGAAAUACUGUGUCUGGCUUUUUGUCAGUGAAGGAAACAAUCCAGAUUGGUAUCUGGAGCUCAGACAUCACCUGCCAGCCAAACAGAAAUCCACUCUGGCUGAAAAGGAUCCUUAUAUUUGGACAAGAAACCAGCCUGUCUGUCAGUUCCUGGGACCUCUGUCAAGAUGUACUGCCAAAGUAUUAAAAAAAGGCACUGCUAAUGUAAAGAAAGAAAAACAACAGUCAACUAUUAAUGUUAAACCAAUGCUCCAUCAAUGCUUUUCCUGCCCUUUAACUUUAGUGCGGAGUUUCUCCAAGAGUUAGUUGUGUUGACCUUUUCAUGACAAUGAAAGGAUAAAAGCUGGAGUGGGAAAUUUAUUUCAGUUUUUUUUGUACUAUUUUUAGGAUCUGUCUCUGCACCCCAACAGCAAUAAAAAAAACAAAGGAUUUGACAUAAAAAGCUGAUAUGUGUGGCUGCAAUAUUAUUGCUGAUGGCUUCCUGUUACCUGCAGACUUUGUGAUCCCAUGUUUGCCGUGUUGAAUAAGCUGUACUAUGAUAUGACUAGAAAAUCAGGCCCCCAGAUAAAAUGUAGCUUUUAAGAUGGACAUGUUUAUCUCCUACAGUAAUGCAUUACUCCUCUAUUUAAUAUUUUCCAGUGAACUCUACCAGCAUCAUCAGUUUACGUGUUCAAAGGAAAUGCUUUAUUGUUGAUUUUUGGAUGGAUCAUUUGAUAGUCCAAACUCAUCAAACUAAGAAGUCUGAGGCAGUCUUCCUUAAUUACAAUGGUGAGGUUUGCACAAUAGUUGUUGGCCAACGCCGGUCUGUUAGCAAUCCUUAAAUAUGUCAGGAAUUUUUGGAUGGAUUGUAGGGUCAUAUUUGGACAUAUACAUCCUAUUCACUUGGUCAUUCCCAGACUUUCUUAGUUUCAACUUUUUUUAGAUUGAUGUUUUUGGCAUUGAUUGUCAUUUCUCUUUUUCCAACCAGGCAAGAGCGGAGUCUUCUUAGAAACAGUGAUUUAUUAUUUUAAGAUAGGAUUGUAAGCUCUCACCAUGCUAACAAUUGAUUACCAGCAAUCCCUACAUGAAAACACAAAUAAAUGCAUAUCCUUUGUACUCAGACUGUGAGUAAUUUCAUCUGUGCUCCAUGUCUCCCUUCCAGACUCCUCAUAUCUCUUUGUGUCACCUCAGAUGUGAGUGUUAAACGUUGAACUGCAGGUCCUCACGUGAGGCUCCUGACAGAAACAUGUGCAUUGAUUUCACACGUCAUUCCAGCUGCCCUGUAGGAGUAACACCAUUGUGGCAGAAUGUGGGGUAUGUUUCUCGAGAUAAGGCGGUCAAACGGUGUUAAAUGUCUGGUCACAGGGGAGCAUCCCAGGCAGGGAGGCUGAGGCAGGAUGGGAGGGCGGCUGACUUGUUUUGACCCCAUGCAGGAGCUCUGCUCUCACAGGGGUGUUUACCUAUGACCAUGUAACAGAAGUAUGCAGUGACAGGCUGAUUUUGCAACCACAGCUAUGCAUUGACGGGGUGCCUGAGGGGGCAGGUGGUGUAUUUUGACCCCUUGCAUUCUUGAAUGAUGCAUUAGGUAUGCACCAGUACUACAAAUGCAAUACUAAUCUCUGGAAUCUGACUUCCAGACCUCGAGGUCAUGCCAGCCUCAUACUGGUCCCAUGUGAUGUUUGUCAUAUUUUGCAGCAAUUCCCGAAACCAAGUUUUCUGUGUAGUAGGAUGUUUUUUUGGGAUAUUUUGGGCAUGUAUGACUUUUACUGACAGGGCAGCUGCAGAGGGACAGAAAGUUUUGGUAGAGAAGGGUCAGGAUGACCUGCAGCAGCAAACACACAGAGUUGAACCUGUGAUCACUGCAUCGAGGUCUAUAAUAGAGUGAAAGAAGUUAGUUGUCAGGCCGUCUUUAUUAGCAACUGCUCUCUUUUGGGCAGCAUCCAUCUUUCCAAAAACCAAACCACCUCCAUGCAUUGAAAAUCUUCAAAUCUAACAAUGCCGAUUGCAAGGCUAGUGGUGUGUUGACCCCUGGCACUGUUUGUUCACUUAUUCUAGCUGCAGCCUUGCAGGUAGCCAAGCUUGGAUGAUAUCGCACACCCCACAUGGCUUGGGGCAGAAAAGUGAGACAGAAAGUUUCAACUUGCCUAAUCUCUGAAGGAUUAGGAUGAUUAUGUCUUCAAAAAUAAGGACAUUAGCAGCAGCUCAUCCACUAAACGGUGUCUGUUUGUCAAACUUGGAACUGCUUGAAUUUCUGGGUCAGUUUGUUUUCAGGGGAGAGAAGUCUACAGGUUAUGAUGGUCAUGCUAAAAAAAUCAAUUCAUGAAAACUGAAGAAAUCUUGAUCUGAAAUCGAGCCGGACAUAAUCCGUAAUUAUGAAACUAAAAACUGAACUAAAAAACUAUUGCAACAAACAUUUUCAUUUAAGGUCAGCUUGUCAGUCUGUUGUCGGCCAUCUUGAUUAUUGAGAUACUGGCCAUACUAUCAAUAAAGAAAGACUAAAUUGAUCAUAUUUAUACGAUGACUUUGAUCUUCCCAGAAUUAAAAUCAGGUAAAAUUUGGGUAUUUGUUUGUACAGUUGCUGAUGUAAAACAAUAUAAGACCUUUUGUCUGCCUCUUUCCUCUUUGUGUACUUUCCAGUGAGCUGUCAACUUUCCUGCUUCACCUCUACAUAUCUGUUCUUUUUAAUUAAAAGCGUAGCUGUCCUGUCCUCAGGAUGUGAGCUGCCCAGCGCUUGCUUUUAAUUUUAGAAAAUAAGAAAAACAUGCUCACCAUGCAUGACCACAGUCUCCAUGCUCUAACUGCAUCCCUUCCUCCACAGGCGGAGAUUGGCAGCAUCAUGGUUUGGCUGCGCGGUGCCCUCGUGACAGGCUGCAUUUCCUGGAAUAAGCUGGAACCUGAGCCUUGAAAGCCACACCAUGGAAUGCCUGUAGUACCACACCUCACCUCCAUCCAGCCCACCAGCAUCAGCAGGAAUCACAAACACAAAGAGAGACACAAACAAAAUAUAGCACACAGAGGAGGAGGACCCUGUGCUCCUGGAGACUCUUUAUCUAUUUAGGUCAGCCAGCUUGAAAGGGAUCAUUUGGAGGGAGCAAGUGCCAGGGAGUGAGCGUGAGUGAGCGUGUUUCCCUUUUAGAAUAGGUGCCUGCUCUGGGCACUGAGGCCAUGAGGCCCAAAACUUUCCCCGCUGCCCCCUAUGUGGGUAACACACGCCAGAGGCUUCAGGAGAUCAAGGAGGGUCUGAAGCAGCCGGCCAAGCUGGUGAGCCAGGCCCUGCAUGGGGGCAGCUCCAGGACCGAGGGCAGCAGAGGGGCCGACUGCAAGAGCGGAAAAGACACAGCCAGUCGCCAGCAGCAGCUCCGACCCCCACAGAAGUUCAACAACUACCAGAAUGCCCUGAGGGAAAUCAGGAAGUCCCUCAUGCCUUUUGCCAACGAGUCUGGCCCCUCUUCAGGGUCAGGACACCCCGCAGGAGCCGGGGAGGUGAACCGGCAGAUGCUGCAGGAGCUGGUCAACGCUGGCUGUGACCAGGUGAGUCACAGAGAGUGUGUGAACGAGCAUGUGUGGAUGGUACACUUCUUGUUAAUAUUUGUUCCAUAUGUUUUGUCGCAUCUUGUUUUUCGACCCCUACUGUGUGAAAAUCUGAGACAUUUACAGAAAGCAGGACAUGUUAGUUGUCUUGGCAGUAAGUUUCUGUUUCUAUAAACUCCACUUCACCCAGAUGUCUGAAGCAGCUCUGCCUCCUUCAGUCAGGAAUCCCUAAUGAAAGCAGUCAGGGGUGCUACAGACUCUUAUAUGCAAUACAAUACAAGCCUUUCCUGCCAAGUGCACUUCGCUGUGGUUACAUAACACAGGCCUGAGCGUUGGUGUGUUGAAACAUCAGGUGGGUUUCCAGAGUGGGCUGUUGAGUCCAGUUUGAGGAAUGCGAGAGCACCAUCAAACGAUGAAGAGCGAGGAGGAAGAGCGAGGGCCUCCUUCACAUGUUAACCCUCAGCCUCAGGAACGGCGAAGUGUCAUGUGGAUUCUGUUAAGCAGGGGUCACUUCACUUUCCUUUGAGUUAAGGAGUUGACCUCCACAUCAAACCACAGCAUUAUUAUCCUCAGGCUCUUUGAACCUUUCAUUACAACCUCUGUAUUUACAGCUUUAAAGUAGCUCUGCUACAACAAGGGGGGGAAUUUAUGAAGCUGUUAAAGUCUGCACUCCAUAAAUCAGAUUUUAUGAUGCUGAAGAUGAUAUGAGAAAAUAUCACAUCAACCUCUUGGAUCCAAAUAACCAAAUAAAUAAGUUUGCAGCAGCUGUUAAAGGGAUGACAGUGAUAAAGUAAUAUGUAAGAAUACUACUUUUAUUGUCACUUUAACUGUAAAUGCAUAUUCAUCAUAAACUGUCUGACUACUAAUAAUGGCUUUUAGUAUCUGCCCUGAAAAACAAACAUUGCUUGACCCCACAAACACCUAAAAACUGCCCACAGGAGCUGACAAACAUAGUAACUGACGCCAGCUAUUGGUUUAUGGAGGCCCUGUCUGUAAGGGAAGUCAACUAUUCCCCCUAUUUUGCCUAAUUAUUCUAAACUUGUUGCUCUCGUAUCUUAAAGAGAUGAAAAUGAUUCGCCUCUAUGCAGCAUACGGAAAAAGAGAAAUGGUUUAAGAGGGAUCUACUGGUAAAUGAACCGGAAUGUAAUUUUGCUUAUGUGGGUUGUAAAAAUGGGCAUUUAAUCGGCGAUAUUAGUGAGACCCAAGUGGACACUUGAGGAACUGCAGAUUACAGACACAGCUCUCCGAACAGGAAUUAACUGGUGCUGUCAGGGGCACUUUUGACACAAACUUAACCUUUUAGUAGCAUUUGUAACUUUCGGUUAAUCUGACAACGUGAUCUAUCAUUAUAUGAUUGUCUAUUGCAAUUUGAAUGAAUAAAUAGUGGAAGUUAAAGGAGUAAAUAGUGUUAUAAUAUAUAACUAUAUAGAUAGAUGUAUAAAUGAUAUAUCAUUAUCUUCUUUCUUAGGGAAUGUGAAAUCUUUCUUUGAAAAGGCCUGCCCAGUAAAGCGAGAGAAAGAGGCAAAUAAACCAAAUAACUCGAUCACAUCAUGUCAUCAGAAAAUGCAGCUGGUCCGGUUUAGAUUCGGUACAUCAGUGGUUAACAGGCUGGAGGACGGCCCUGUGAUGGAGCGCGGCAUGUGAAGAAUGCUGGGCUCAAGCCCAUGCACAGAUCUAUGAAGAAAUCCUCCCACCAGCACCAGAGUUAUGGGGCUGCCCCUGCAGGGAGAGGCUGCAGGCCGAGCCACACUUAUCACUACCAAUAGUACACUGUUUGUUGGUUGUUUUCUGACAACAGACUGGUCUGUUUUUUUAUUUUGGGCUGUGCGCUUUAUCAGAUGAAAAGAAAAGUGGAGCACAAAGUUUCCUCUGCUUUUUUAUCUCUAUCUCAGGAUGAAUGUGAUUUGUUUUCCAUAUUCCUCGUUAAUUUGUUCUUGUAAAACAUGUGGUGAAAUGUUUUGUUUCUCUCAUAGAGAAAAGCAGACUAGAGGACUGGUUCAGGUGUUUAUCUAGUUGUACUGUACCCCUUUGUCUCUGGAUCAAAUCCAGAACUUUCAUGUGGGUAAUCUGACACUUUCACACCUGUAAACUCUCCUCUAAAGUGGUCAGUCUCCAGUCUCUAACUUGUAGGCCACAUUGGCAGCCAUUUCCUUGGUUUCUCUGCCCACGAGUUUACCUCCAUCGCUGUCACCAUUGUGAGCAGACCAGAGCAGUGCGGGUCCAGUCAAUACAAACAGGAAGUGAAUAUUCAAUGGCAGCAGGGUGGACCAGUUCCUUCUGCUACAGCCGAGUCGCCACCCAUCGUGUCGCCUCUUCUCCUGCUUUGUCUCUGCUUUGUCAGGGUUAUUGACCACCCUUGGUGUGUCUCUGUAGAUAAAUACGGUCAACAUAAACACUCAAUUCUUACGAAGAAUGCACAUUUUGAAUCUCUGCUUUGAUGCAUUUACUUAAAUCACCAUUAAUGAUCAUUCUCUUGGAUUUGUAAAGACAUCUCCUCUUGGAAUUCAUGUCAAUUCAAGCAGAUUAGGUGAGGCUGAAAUUAAAUGACAGAAAACCUUUUUACAGCACACUUAAUGCAGGAAACAGUGUCUGAUGGAGGUGUAUAUCCCUCCUCUGCAAGAUGACCUGAUCCAAAUGUCCAAGCAUAGGUCAAGAAAAUCAAAACGAGUUAUUAAAAUGUCUUCUACCUUUCUUAGUUUGUUGGGAUUUCCAACUUGCAGAUUCACCUGUUCACUUUACCUCUUAUUCAACAAGUUAAUACAUUGAAAACAUACUGGAUGUUUUUUUUUAGUUUGAUGGUGAUGGCGCAUCUUGUUUCCAGGCAAUCUAUAAUGUCAAGAUUCAUUGUCCCAUUCCUUGUGCCUGUACCAUCUUAAAGGCAUAUUCCGGCAUAAAAUGAAUUUAGGAUCAAACACACCGUAACACCAAGUUAGACACCCCGUCGAGAGAUGAAUGUUGCCGACCGCUUGCUUCUCUAGUUAUGCCAACUUUAUUAACGACCGCAGGAUAGCAAUACACAGCGGUCUGAGGAGCCAUAAACAAACCUUAACCAAAACACCACUCUAUAGCCACAAAUAAUGCUCAGAACAGCACCUAACUUCAACAGUACAUGUAGGGUCCCAGCCACAGCACUAGCCACCAAACAUUAUUUUUGCUUUGCCUGAUUUCUUUAGCAAAGAGACUAAACACAACUCACCUGCUCUUUUACAGCAGCUGCUUGUUUGUAGCGAGACCUUGACCAGUCCAUCAUCGACUAAGGCGGGGGGACGCAGCUCAAGGAACAACAUUUAUGAUCAUUACUUUAUCAUUUCUUUGAAGUAAUAAUCACCAUAUUAAUCAUUUUGAACUGCAGAUGUGUAGUUCCUCUGCCUUAGCGUCUUUGUCUGAUUGCAUUUCCAUGAAGUAAUGAUCAGAAAUGUUCUUCCUUGAGCUGUGUUCCCCCGCUGUAGUCCGUAAUGGACUGGCCUGAGGUCUCGCUACAAACAAGAGGCUGCUGCCGGAAUAUCCCUUUAACCCUCACAGACUCGUACGCUUGGACAUCUCAAGUCUGAAGGCCCUGACAAUCUAGUGCUUGGGCUUUGGGUUGCAGAUUGGGAUGGAGUUUAUAUCCUUGGCCACCCCAUAUAUUUUUUCUUCUUCUUCUCCUCUUCUUGAGAACGCCCUGACUCUUAUCAGCUAACCCCAUCUUCCUGCCCCACUUAAGAGUCUCCCAUCUUUUCCAGCUGCAAAUUACAGAGCAAUGUGGCUCGUUACAUAAUCACUUUUUUCUUUUUUUUAAAGGCGGAAAUGUUUUGGUGAGGGAAAGAAGGUGGGGGGUGCAUGCCACGCAUCAAGAUGACAGGGAGAAAGGAAAUGAGGUGAAGGAGGGGUGUUUUUCCUUCCCUCAGAUUCUCAGCCCUCUCCAUAGGCCCUGAGCGUAUAUGUGUUUGUAUGUAUGUACUGUACAAACUGCGGCCAGGAAGGAACCCGAUGCACGCUAAGCAUUUUAGAGCCUUAAACGUGUGAACACUGUGGGGUUUAUGUAACGGUUAAGCUAACAGGAUGUGACUUUAAAGCGGUGUGUGUAAGUCUUCAUGGUUUGUAUGUUAGGUUGUAGUACGUGGCUUUCCUCAGCUCACACUGUAUGGAUUUGUAAUGAAGGCGUCACCUCACUUUAGCUUAUUUUGCACAUUUUCAUGCUUUUAAAUGAGUCAAAUAAAUAAGAAGGAUGUGUUUUACAGCCCUUCCUUUUGGCCUGUUCAUCCAUCUGCACUUUGCUCUUGAACAUCCUCCAUAUGGCUUUGAUUUUCAGGGUCCCACGCUGGAAUGUGUUUCCGCCAGAAUUGGGUCAAAGAGUCAUUUAAUAUCAAAAACAGUCGGGAUAAAACUUUCACCACCCUUGUGAGAAGAGAAGGUGUUUGUACGAGCCUGUGUUCGAGCUUGUUAUGAUGGCGUUUUUGUGUUUGCAGGCCUGUGAUUAUGCAUUUGGGAUAACUCGGCGGUCUGCGUCCCACAGCCAUUAUGAUGAGGGUACAAAUGUGGAGGAGAUAUUUUCAACAAAGAGAAAGAAAGACAGAGUUUGGAAGAAGAGUUUCCUGAGUGCAAAUAGCUUGAAUUCCUGCUUCCUGGGCCGAGGAAUGUGAGAGGGGAACAUCUGUCGCCAUGACAGCCAGGGUCACCAGACCCGCCUUCACUCGGCACAUACACACACACACUGGAACACACACAAGAGGAAGCAAAAGACAGUAAAAAGAAGUGGAGCACUUUUGUCUUUGAUUGUACAUUGUGUACAUUUUCAGACCUGCUCAGUCACUCAGUUUAGUCCAAAGGUUUUAUACUGUUUUCAAAUUCUGCUUUACUGCUCUGCCAUAAAAAGUAGAGUUGAAAGACAGCCAAGAGCAAGGAAAUAUAUAUUUAUGAGUAAAAUCACAAGUGGACUCUGAUUUAAGCUUGUUUCAUCCAAAGACUGCUCAACAUGGAUGUAGUUUCAGUAACUUCACUCUUUGGCAUAUAAAGAGUUGCAGUGUUUCCCACACAUUAAUUUUUUUGUGGCUUCCCGAGUUUGAGCAAGUUGUCAUCUGUGAUCACACAGCGGAUUAAUUAACUCCUCCUCCUUAAUGGCUAAAAUUAGAUUUUUAAAAUCAGAUUCUGCUGCCAAAAUAGGCAUAUGUGGAUUGCAAUCCAGACUCCUUGGUUUUUGGAGCUAGCCCCAAGUGGACACUCCAGGCAGGAACUGCAACUUUUUGCACUUAAGCAUUGCCUCGAUUUUUUUCAGCUUUGCAGUUUAUUGGUUGUUUGUCUAUUAUCUAUGUUUAGUGUAUUGCACGAACAUUUCUAAAUGACAAAAUGAGGAAAAAUAUGAUUUAAGUUGGUGGUAACUGCAGAAAAAUGAAGCCAAGAUAAUGUCGAGGUCAGGAGUUGUAUUUGCAAAAUCGGACAGAUAUGUUUUUUUUUCUAAACUUCUUUUCAACUGGAGGAUAAAAGUGCGAAUCAGAUUCGCCUCCUUGCUCGAGCUUGUCUGAACCAACAUUUAGAUAAGAAUGAAUCUGGUUUAUACAUACUACAGUUUAACACCGCAUUUGACUGCUGGGUUGCUGGUCAUAGUCGCUUUAGCCAGAGAAGCAAACAAAAAGAUGAAUUAAUGAUGCCAUUUUUCAAAAGGAACAAAAUACUAAACUUGAAAGAAAGGACCUUGCACAAAAAAGAAGGAAACAGGAGAAGUUUAACAGAGAGAGAGAGAGAGGGAUAGAGAGAGAGGACAUAAUGUGACAUUACUGGGCGUCUCUGGUAGCCAGCUCUCCCUCUCUACUGACUACGCAGGAAUGCAACACAUACACACACAGAGCAUGCACACACAUACAGGAAAAAAAAGAGUAUAAACAGUGGUGUGUGUUUGUGUGGAUGGUCAGUCUUGGACUCAGGGACACAGUUACAGGGCCAAAAGCAAGCGUGUGCACACUGCGUGCAGUUGUGUAUUUACACCUACAGUUUCACACACGCUGUGAUGGACACACAUACACACAAUCAUGCACGCGCACACACACAGAAAGUGUGUGGCUCUGGCAUUUCCUGGCUUUCAGAACGAACUGUGCCCACUGUUGCUGUUUGAAAGGUGAUCUCUGCUUUACAUCCAAUGAAAUAUUAUAAAGAAAAUAUGUGCUGGUGAAUCAAAAAAUGCUGUGAGAAGCAGUGAAUGAAAUACAGUUUCACUGCGUUUCAUUUCAAGCUUCAUCCUCCCAGCAAUCCGUCCUUUAAAGCUUUUCUGUUUCAAAAAAUAUACCAAAAAUCAAGUGUUCUCAGUUAGCAGUAAAUGAUGUCAGUGCAGCCAAAGUCCAUUAAAAAGAUCACCUAAAUCUACCUUAGGACCAAAAAUGCAACACAGUAUAAUAAUGAUGAACGGCAGAAAUGAGGAGAGGGACAAAAACAGGUUUGAAUUGUGAAAACAUUUUUGCACUUUAAGGUUAAUCCAAACAAAAAAUGUUUGUUUAACCUUUUUUUAAUCAUUUUGGCUCUGACUCAACCUUGAGACUGCUGAGUGAUUUAUGAACCUGCAGCAGAACUUUAAAUCUCCAUGAAUGAUCCUGAAGCCAUCGUAAAGAUUUAAAAGUAGGAACAAUGUGCUCAGUUCUCCUGGUUCUUGUUAGAAAUCUGGCAGCAGCGGGCUAAAUGAGGUUUAAUGCUCUUUGUGGGAGGAAUAGUAGAGAGACCGUCACAGUUACCCAUAAAAAUGCCUCUUUUGAAAGCAUUAGAGUGUUUUUUUAUAUGCAAGUAUGAUUUUAUUACCAUAACCUUAUGUUUAAGAUACUAAAGCUGCAGUUUUAGACUAUGAUACAAUUUCCAUAUCAUGAGGUUACUCUAGAAAUCAUUUUAAUACUUAAAAAGAAGAAUUAGAAAUAGCUUUAAAGUAUGCAACUGCUUCUUUUUCAGUCUGAGCUCUGAAAUGAAUUUUCCAUUGUGGCUGCAACUCAUCAUUCUGUCCAGCAGGGGUGCUGCACUGUUUGAGGCUGAAUGGCAGCUCUGUCAGAGCAGCAGGGCUGGGCAGAGGUCUGAGUUAAAUGUCUUUGCAGUGAAGUCAUUUGCCAUUUUAGGGGAUUUCCUCAUCUAGGUGUGGGUCCCUCAGUCAAAGGGGGGAAGCCAGAUUUUAUUUGUGCUGUGUGUGUAUGUGUAUCUGUGUGUGUUGUGUUUUUGUCACUCUGCACAGUCCUGUUUGUUUACACUUUUGUUAUUACAAAAAGACAGAAAGUUCAAGGAGAUUAAGACACAGAAAACCCCUACUCCUGUCAUUAUGAAAAAUAUUACAGCUGCAUUAAGGUUUCUUCUCAUAAACAGUCAUUAUGCAUUUUAAAAUCUGACCAUCAAAGUGUUGAAUAUUUUGAGGAUCGUCCUAAUUUUAGUUGUUUUAUAUACAACUGCAGGGCAGGUUUAGUAGGUCAGGGCAUCUCUGCAGCUCUAUGUCUCUUCAUCAUUAUACUGUGCUCGCCAACAUUUAAUCUUUAUUGAACAAUUUGGUGUAGCACUCAGUCAUAAUGCUGUGUUUUGACGAUUUUACUUAAAAUGGAAAUAAAACUCUGAAGUGCAAAAACAGAUUGCAUGUCCAGGAAACUAAACAUACCACAGUUUUAGCAAUAUCAACUGUCAACAAUAUCAUAACAUGAUGACAGCUUGUUGACACGUUUAGGGUGUGAGUUUUAUUGUAACAUCUUUAUAAAGAGAUGAAAGAAAACCUGAAAAUGUAUUUCCUGUAGCUCUGAGUGGGUUGUAAAGUCUACCUUUCUGUAAAGUGUGAGUUUGUCUCCGUUUACUUGAGACUGUGUAACUUGUAUCUGUGUAUCUUGUAGUCUGUAUCUUUUAGCCAAGAGCUGCUAACAGCUUUCAGUUUGGAAGCUUUUGUUCUAAUGUGCUGACUAACCUUCUGAAUCCUUCAUUGUCGACCACAGAGAACAUUUGUAGGUCUUGGCUUGAUAUUCAGGGAUAGAUGUUGUGACUGUGACCUCUCCGGUUCUCACACUCGCCUGGGUGGAUGGUUUCUUUCUGGCUUUUAUUGGGGGUGAUGAUUUCCAAAGUGGCUUCUCAUAUUACACAUAUUCCUCUAUGUGUGUAGGUCACUGCUAUCGAGUAGUGUCUUCAUCAGGUUCUUUCUUGUUUGUCUGUCAGAGAACAAUAUUCGUAUUUAUGUUGUAUGAAACAGGAGUCUGCUACAGUACUCUGAGAAACAGCCUCUUCAUUUAGUCUGUCGAACAGUAAGUCUGGCUUUUAUUCUCGAAAAUAAGACAUUUCACUCUUUGGUCUUGAUGUAACCUCAUCUCAUCUACUUGGUCUUUGUCAGGGUGAGCUUGAAGGCCUUUGGGCUGAAAAGACUUUUAAGAUCUUCUGCUCUGUAUUAACACAAGGAACUGUAGGAAUGAUUGGCAUCACUUAAUAAAAGGUAAACCUUAGAGGAAUGCUCUCAAUGUUCCCUCCUUCACAUUUUUACCACCAUAAAUUACUCGGGAGGGCCAAUGAAUAGAAAAUGCCAAAGUGGUUAACCAACAUUUUUUACAUUGGUGACCUAAAUACCUCUGGGCUUUUACAGUGACCCACCUGUUGGAGCCUGGGAUGAGCUCCUGCCGCACCACCUGCGGGUUUGAUUAGGGAGGGAGAUGAGCCAAAAGGCAAAUAUUUCAUAAAGAAGCCAUUCUGCUAAAAGAGUACAGAGAGACAAAAACAGUCUAUGAAGAAGGAGAGGCAGAAGAAGACAUACUUUGUUACUGUAUAACAAAUACAGUAUAUAGAGUAUCAAAACAUGCACUCAAUUCAGUGGCAAAACACCCCCCAGAAACCAUUAAUGUGUAUCGUAAAUGUAAAUAAACAGCGUUUAUUUUAACCAAGCAGCAAUUCUGCACCGAGCGCAUCAACAUCCUCCGCCUGCUUCCCCAGCGACUAAUCUUAGUGAAUUCUCCCAAAGAUUUGCAGCUGCAUUCUCACAUUUUAUCCUAAAAGGUUACAAGGAGGUGAUAAUGUUGUUUUUGCUCUGAAUGUCAAUAUGACAAUUUGAGUGUCUGUAGAGAAAAGUGACAACAUAUCCAUCAGUCAAAGAGUACUCGAUUAUUAAACCACUCGGAAGUAGGUAGAUUCAGGUUAAGGUAGAAGUAAUGUCUUGAAAAUGUCAAGUUUGCAUUUGAAAAGAAAUGAUUAGGGAGUGAAAUUAGAGUUGUUAAAAUGGGCUGAGACAUGUCAGAACAUCAGUAAAGUCUGGUCAACCGUGACUGUUGGCGCCCCUGAGGUGAACGCAGCACCACACCCUGCUACAACCAGUGAUUCAUUGAUGGGAAAUAAUUGCACCAUUUACAAAUGAUCGUACGAUGUUAUGAUAAUUACCUUGGCUGAGUUUAUUUAAUGCUUUCAUGCUGACUAAGGAUCUACGCUCAUCAUUUUCCAGAAGAGCUGCUCCACUUUCCUCAGCUGUAAUUCUUUUAUAUGAAGCAACGAUCGAACUGUCGUCAAACGUUUUUACUGCAAAAUUAAGUUGAAGAAAUGCUGAAUUUCUGCAUUCUUACUUUAAAGUAUUCACAGUUUCUACAAAGUAGGAUUAUUGGACUGAAUUUGUACGUUUUGUGUGUUGGAAACAGGCACAGGAAGUCACUGGUAUGUGACCUCAAGUGAAGAGGAUGCAGGUGUUUGAGCUCCCACUGAGCCAAUUUUUUAAAACUGUGUUUGUCUUUUAAUGUUGUUUUUACAGACACCUCUGGAGUGAUUUAUCCUCACUUUGGACAAUACCUGCCUGCAUAUUUUCUGUGAUUAGUUAUUAGUGACUGCAGAUGUGUGUUUUGAAGCUGAUUUCCCCAAACAGUGGAGUUUUUUCUUCUGAAUGUUUGCACAGAUUUGUUGUCUUGUUCGCUUAUUCUUUGUUCAAACAGAUCCUGAUUUAGGUUUACAGUUUUGAAGUUUCUUUUGUCUAGAAAGCAUCUUGAUUCCAGUUAGGGACAAUAUUAUUAUUUCAUUGUUACAAAUAAACUGUUAAUGUCAGUGUUGGCAUAUACAGCGGUAAUCUCAGUCUCAAACAUUUUACAAAGUUCAAGCCCUCCAUACAGACUCUGAAAUGGCUCAGUCUGUAGCUUGUGUUGCUUUAAAAACACAUCUGUCCUUGAGUUUUGUUCGAGUCAGAGUGGGGAUUUUCUAAACUUUUCCUUUUGUUUGUGUUUUCCUUUCAGGAGAUGGCCGUGCGGGCGCUGAAGCAGACUGGGAGUAGGAACAUCGAAGCUGCUUUAGAGUACAUCAGCAAAAUGGGUUACCUCGACCCUCGCAAUGAGCUCAUCGUCCGUGUCAUCAAGCAGACUUCACCGGGUACAAAUACCAUUUUAUAUACAUAUUUUUACUAAACGUGCCCCAUAAUCAAUUCAUACUAAUAAAGUGGCUUAUUGAUUGAUCUUGUUCUUUAUCGUUUUAGGAAAAGCUGGCAUGCCAAAUGCGAUGGACCACCGCCCUCCAUUAGAGGCGUCAGGGGAGGCGGGUGCCAUGCCUCCAUACCACCAGAUGGGGGCUCCAAUGUAUGAAGGGGCAGCAGGAUAUGGCCCCGAGGGAGAGAUGCCCAGACCCUACAUGGGUGCUCCACCUGGGAUGAACUACAUGAUGCCCCCAUCUGGUGCCACACAGGGCCCGGCCAUGGGAAACCCAAUGGGUCGACCUCCCAGUAUGGGCACUUAUCCAGCAGUGAUGGCCCCCCAGAGCAACCAGGCCAACAACAUGUACCCUUCAGGGGCCCCACAGAAGGGCUACCCUGGAGGUAUGGAGCAGCAUGGCCCCAUGAUGAGCUACAACGUCCCUGGUCAGCCUCUGCAGCUCCAGCCUCAGCCACCAGGGGGCCCUGUUCCUGGUCCACACUAUGAUUACGGCCACACCAGACCACACAUGAUGGAGCCAGCAGGCUAUGGUGUCAAGAGGACUGCCUCCUUCCAGAACAAGAUGGCACCGCCCCCAAUGGCACCUCCUGACAACUACGUCAACAUGCAGGGGAAAGGGGCCAUGGGCCAGAACGGUCCAGGAGGAGGAGGCGGAGGUUACCCUGCAAACCUGUACCUGCCCCCUCAUUCUCACCCACGCCAGGCCAGCCCAACCUCCCACCAAGUCCAUAUGAUGUCCCGCUCCCCAGGUGGGGUGGCAGCCAUGGGGCCUGACUUCUCCGAUAUGCCUCAGGGCUUGAUGACUCCAUCCAGGGCCAGCCUGAACUUAGACCUGUACGAGCACCACUGGGCGGGGCCUCCAGGUCCUGAAGGAGCUCCUCCAGCCAGGCAGCCGCAGCCUCAGGGCCCGUUUAGAGGGGAAGUGCGUGUUCCCAGCAGAACCAACUCCUUCAACAGCCGCUCCGCAGGGCCAAAUGGAGUCCGACCUGCAAUGACUGCUCCACCUACCACCGGUAAACAAGACCCCUCAUUGGGACCCCCAAACACCAUCACAGCUGUAACAUCUCCGCCCAUCCAACAGCCGGUGAAGAGCAUCCGUGUGAUGAGGCCAGAGCCAAAAACAGCUGUGGGACCAUGUCAUCCUGGCUGGAUGACAGCUCAGACCCAGGAAACACCUGAGCCCCUGGGCUACAUGCCUGAGGAGACCUACCCACUGGAGCCAGCUCAGGAGCCACGCUGUCCUCCUCCGCCUUACCCCAAAAACCUGCUCAUGUGUGGGGCAACUGGCGAACAGGGAGCCAUGGAGGGAGCAGCAUCCAUGUGUGGAGCUCCAGAUCUCAACAACCCCGCCCCCAGAAACACCCACGGCGGCAGCGGAGGGAGCGGAAAAGGCGAGGAGAACCAGCAGGUGAAAGAGAAGACCAAGAUGGGAAAAGGAGAGAAAACGGUGAAAGACAAGAAGCAGAUCCAGACGUCACCUGUUCCAGUGAGGAAGAACGGGCGUGAUGAGGAGAAAAGAGAGUCGCGCAUCAAAACCUACUCACCUUUCGCUUUUAAGUUUUACAUGGAGCAGCACAUAGAGAACGUGAUGAAGACGUACCAGCAGAAACUGAACCGCAGACUUCAGCUGGAGCAGGAGAUGUCCAAGGUUAGACACAAAACGAGGCACAAGCUCGUUAAUGUUUCCUGGUAGUUCAGUUCCCCACUUAAAAGAAAAAACUGAACUAUCCUCUUGAGGGGCUGUAACCAGCUUUUGUUUGUGAUUACUUAACAUCAAAAUAGUUUUUAAUUUUAUUACCAUUAGCAAAGUUGAUGUUUUUAGCCUCAAAAACUCCAGACAGAUUUGUAUUUUGUGCACCUCAGGGAUUAUGAAAACACGUAAGAGGCACACAAACAUGCUUGGGAUGAAAUUGAAAACGCGGCUGGUAUGUUUACUUUGUCUCAAACUCUUCUUAUGUAAGCGUCACUAUUACAUAAGUAGCAACAUAUUUCCUAGAAACAAUUUAACGAGAAAUUGUUGCUCUUUUUUAAAUUUCUAAAUAUAACCUCAGUUGACCGGCAGGUUAUCUGAGAUUUAAAUCUGUUAUCUGAGGGAUACCUCGCCAAGAAAGCACAAAGUCCAAGGUGAAACAUGAAAGAGUUUCCAGUCAGGCAGACAUUUGUAAACUUUCAGAGACAUUUUUAAAACCCCUAGCCCAGCUUAGAGACCUUUAAUUUAAUAAGUAAUAACAGCAAAAUGUUCAGUGUGGAGAUAAUCCAGUCUUUCACAAGUUCCCUCUGGAAGUUGAUUUCAUCACAUGUAGAUAAAAAAUUAUAAAUUGGUUUCUGUUUUUAGCCGAAAAAUCAAUCUGGAAACUCAGUGAGAUUCUUUAGAAAUGUCAGGGGUCAUGCUUUAGCACCAGUUUGGUGUUUCUGUGUACCAGAUGAGAAUGAUAAUGGCUUUUUAAGUGAUGUCCUAGAGCUUGUCAUGCAGAGAAUUCCCCUUCAGGACUAAGUUUCAGACAGUCAGACCUUUGUGCAGGAACACAGAGUAAGUGAGUUCUUACUUGUGUUUGUGUGGGCUUGUCCUGAGUCAUGACUUUGGCCUUUUGCCCUUUUGACCUGCUGUGAAGCCUUUUUUUAAAGAGAAGAAAACAUGCCAAAGCUCAACCCAGACAGUUGGAUACAAUAAUUAGUUUAAUUUGAAAACAAAGGUUGGGGCGCUGGGGUCGAGACAUGUCAAAUUAACAUGUCUUUAAGCUUUUCCUUUUAAGCCAUUCAUUGUUAUUUCACCAGCUUUCUUCCAUCCAUGUCCUUCCCCUCCAGGCCGGCUUAUCAGAAGCAGAGCAGGAGCAGAUGAGGAAGAUGCUGAACCAGAAAGAGUCCAACUACAACAGGCUUCGCCGAGCCAAAAUGGACAAGUCCAUGUUUGUCAAAAUCAAGACGCUGGGAAUCGGGGCCUUUGGUGAAGUGUGUCUAACUCGAAAAGUGGAUACAGGUGCACUUUAUGCCAUGAAGACGCUGCGCAAGAAAGACGUCCUCAACCGAAACCAGGUUAUUCAACUUCCUGCUCGAUUAAUAUACAAAUGAAUCCACGCAGAGAACAAUGUGCCCUUUUAUAGUGUCAUUACUGAAUCUUUACAUUCUCAGUGGUUCUGAUGCACAUGGGUACUUUCUCAUUUCAGGUGGCCCAUGUGAAAGCAGAGCGUGACAUCCUGGCGGAGGCAGACAACGAGUGGGUGGUGCGUCUCUACUACUCCUUCCAGGACCGUGACAGCCUCUAUUUCGUCAUGGACUACAUCCCUGGAGGAGACAUGAUGAGCCUGCUCAUAAGGAUGGGUGUCUUCCCCGAACCCCUGGCUCGUUUCUACAUUGCCGAGCUGACACUGGCCAUCGAGAGCGUUCACAAGAUGGGCUUCAUCCAUCGAGACAUAAAGCCUGACAACAUCCUCAUCGACCUGGAUGGACAUAUCAAGCUGACUGACUUUGGUUUGUGCACAGGUUUCCGCUGGACGCACAACUCAAAGUACUACCAGAAAGGUGAGGGAGUGUGGGAUCGUGGCUGUACAUCUAAAAUCUGAGCUAGCAGACUCACAUUCACAGGAUUUAAGACACGUACAUUUCACUUCCCCUGAUUUCUAAUGGUGGAUUGUGUUUCAUGUAAAUCCUUUUUAUUUUAGUUGACUUUAAAGCUCAGUGUGUAUUUUGUAUUUUAAAAAAGAGGCACCAAUAAACAGUUCAUGUAAGAUCUUCAAGCACAUUCAAGUCAGUUCAGUUUGAUUCUCUACUAAUAGGACCUUUUAAAGUGCUGCCAACAAAUCCGAGUGUAUCCUUUCCUCUCAAGCGAAUCCAGGCCCUGUGCCAUGGUACGUAUUUCUGUGUGGAGGUAAACACAUCGUCACUAUUCUUCUCUCUGCAGGGAGCCACGUCAGACAGGACAGCAUGGAGCCCAGCGACUUCUGGGACGAUGUGUCGAACUGUCGCUGCGGUGAUCGGCUAAUGACUCUGGAGCAACGAGCAAACCGGCAGCACCAGCGCUGUCUUGCUCACUCACUGGUGGGAACGCCAAACUACAUCGCUCCGGAGGUGCUGCUACGCAAAGGUGAGAAAGAGUGUGACAGAUAAUCAUUGAAAACAUCCAUCCAGAAAUAGAAAUAGAGAUACACAGCUCCAACAAAAAUGGGUCACUAAGAACCUGCCUGAACUAGACUCAAAAUUAAUAUGUAGGUGUUAGUGUGGAUAAUGUAGAGGGGGAGAAGAAGCAAAGGCUUUUGGAGGCGCAAAAAAAGUCAGUAAAGAACUUUUUAUUUGAAAAGCUGCCGGGAAAAAAUGCAUUUUAGUCCUUAGCUGUUGUCAGUAUCUCAAGGACAAAUGUUAGGAUUUUAUCUUUUUAAACAGACCAAAACAGACGAGUUUGUUUCCUUCACCUGCUGCACAACAUUGACGUUGACGGGUUGGCUCCAAAUGCCUUUGCAGUUUUGGGCUGAGCACACCAGCUCUUUACUAGCAUCAACUAAUUCAGAAAAUGUUAACACGAUUAAUUGUUCUCUGUUACCAAAUCGUCCUUAAGCAGAAGACAUAUUUUUGUUUUAGGUUUACCGCAUUUUUAUAAGCUUUUACUGCUGGACAAACGACUGUACGUCUCUUCAAAUGCUCACUAAAGUAUGACUGUAAAGAAACUGGCACUCGCAGAUUAAUCUCACAUUUGCAUCUUGUACUCAGGCUACACCCAGCUGUGUGACUGGUGGAGCGUGGGAGUGAUCCUCUUUGAGAUGCUGGUGGGACAGCCGCCCUUCCUCGCUCCGACACCCACUGAGACUCAGAUAAAGGUCAGUGAAAAGGAAAAAAAAAAAUCCGGCUGCUUUAAUGUGAAAAUGAAAACAUUGAUCAAUGGAUGGAUCAAUGUCAGCCCGGUGUCCCUGGAUCAACCUCAUUUCAUCUGUCUGUCCACCUCUUUUCAGUGCAGCUGAAUGUGAACUCAGACAUGUUUGAAUCAUAUCAGCAAAAGCUCUGCAGCGCUGCUCUUUUUGUUCAGUUUGUUUGGCCAGGUGAGAGCGAGGUCAUGUCGUAUCAGUCGGCAACAAAUAACACAACAAAACUGUCAGUCUGAGUACCUUGGAAAGAAAAAGAAGUGCAGUUUUUUUUUUUUGGAAGGGGAUAAAAUGUGAGAAAAUACAACAUUCAGCAUCUCAGCUUAGCUUGUCACUUCUCUCUAAGAGCAGAGCAGUCUUACACACCAGCAGCAGCAGAGCCGAAGUAGCACACUUUUCAUCUCAUUAAAUUCACUGGCCAUCCGUAAGAUGAAAAGCUAAUAUAGAUAACCAGCCAAAUGCCACAUUUAGUCUGUCUACCCUGAUAAUCUGUAAACUUUUGUAGUCAGAGGUGUACAAACUGAGAAUAUUAGUAAGUGAGCAAGCUAUUUGUAUGAACUUGUAAGAAAACUGAAAUACAUCUAGAAUAAAUCUUCGUCGUCGUUGUUUUCUUCCGCUUCAUCUGGGUCCGGGUCGCAGGGGCAACAGCUUCCAAAGGGAGGCCCACAUGGCCCUCACCCCAGCCAUCCACCAGCUCCUCCGGGGGGAUUCCCAGGCGCUCCCAGGCCAGGCGACAGAUACAAUCCCUUCACCUGGUCCUGGGCUGGCCACAAGGUCUCCUCCCGGUGGGACAUGUCUGGAACACCUUUCACAGGAGGCGUCCAGAAGGCAUCCUAACCAGAUGCCCGAGCCACCUCAGCUGACUCCUCUCAACGUGGAGGAGCAGCAGUUCUACUCUGAGCGCUUCCCGAAUGUCCGAGCUCCUUACCCUAUCUCUAAGGCUGAGCCCAGCCACCCUGCGAAGGAAACCCGUUUCGGGCGCUUGUACUGGAAUAAAUCUUAUCCUGGAUUUUUAAACCAUGUGUUCUUGUAAAUGCGUCAAACUUUUUGUAGUUAAAAGUUUGUUGUCAAAAUCAUUUACAAAAUCUGUGUGCCUACAAGAACUUUUCUGGUUACCACAAGUCAAGUCAAAGUUGUUCCCCUAUUUUUAAACAGACCGAUCUUUAUCAGUCUAACAUGUCUCCCCUCUGCAGGUCAUUAACUGGGAGAGCACCCUGCAGGUGCCCGCUCAGGUCAAACUGAGUCCUGAGGCCGUUGACAUCAUCGGGCAUCUCUGCUGUUCAGCCGAGGAUCGUCUGGGUGCAAACGGCGCCGGAGAGAUCAAAGCCCAUCCCUUCUUCACCCAGAUGGACUUCUCCAGCAAUCUGCGGCAGCAACCUGCGCCCUACAGACCCAAGAUUGCCCACCCCAUGGACACAUCCAACUUUGACCCCGUGGAGGAAGAGGGUGGUCCAGGAGCGUGGAGCGACAGCGGAGACAGCACCCGAGCUCUGGACAUGCUCUGCUCGCCGCACGGGAAGCACCCAGAGCACGCCUUCUACGAGUUCACCUUCCGCAGGUUCUUUGAUGACAACGGCUGCCCCUUCCGCUACCCUAAACCACCUGAGAGCUGUGAGGGGCCACAGAGCAUGGCUGGAGCCGCCUGCAUGGGGCCAGAGGAAGAAGAUGAACAAGAAGAGGAGGAGGAGGAGGAGGAGGAAGAUAUUGAGGAGGGAGAGCAGGGGGAGGGGUGCGAGCCGGUGUAUGUCUAGAGCUGUGCCUAAGCGGUGUGUUUGAUCACUCCUCCUUACCCCCAGCUCAUGACCCUUCCGCCUGCUCUUCGUUUGGUCUGUGUGUAGAGGCUGCACAGGUGUGUCUGUGUGCGUUCAGGCAGGUUUGACGUGUGUGAUUGUUGUAGGAGCAGGACUGACGAACAUCGCCACCUUGUGGAUUCUAUAGCUCGUCCACGAGGACUUCGAAUACAAAUCUCCCAUGAUCCGGGGACCAAGAAACAACACUGACUACAUGAUAGUGCAGCAUCUGCAGUUACAAGAUUAAAAACCUGCGCAGGUCUAAAAAAGACAGUCAAUACUCUUGGGAAUGUAAGGAUGUCUGGAUCACAGAUAAGAUUUCUGAUUUAAGACUGCUCCUGGUUCCUCCAGUGCCUCCUCGUCCCAUUCCUUCCACCCUUGUGUCUUACAGACGACUGAAAAACCUCCACGAUCCUUGAUCUUUAAAAAACAGGAGCAGCCUCCUGUUUCACCCGGGCUGCUUUACACUCAGUAUUGGAUACAGCGAGGAGUGGAACAUGUUAAUGGUGAGGGAAGGGGAAGACUGAAUGAGCAACAUGCCUCUUUCACAGCUGCUGCAAAAUAAGCUACAAAGACACAUGCAUGCACGUGCACACAUUCACAAAGAAUUAUCCUGGGCAGGUCAUGCACAGUCAUCAAUACGGACGAGGUGUUUGUCUCUGCGGGUAGAUUUCGUUGUCCGUGUUGUUAUUCCGAGAAGUUCACUCAGACUAUGUGGAGAAAACACUCAAUGACACACAUUUAUGAGAGAGUAUGCAUCCCAUUUGGCAGCAUCAGGUCGUGUUUUUGGAUACAUUUCUGUCUUUUCAGUUUGAAUAUCAACUUUUAGCCAAUCAGUUUUGAAAAUUCAAGACUAUUUAACCAAAAAUUGUCUUCCACAGCUGCCUCAACAUGUGCCAAUUGUUCUUUCUGUUUAAAAAUGGAGCCAGUUUCUUCCUCCCUCAAAGUUUGCUGAUUCAAAAUAUCAGUAUAUCAAUGGAAUUAUCUGUUACUAAUUCUCACGUCUAUCAGAUUAAGGUCAGACUGUUUGUGCAAAUUCAUCAGUCAGACAUAUCCAAAUUAAUUUUAACAGUCUGGAUACACGCUUCAGUACGGAUGCUCUGCCUACUCAUUUGCGAUUUUAAUGUAUCACAUAAAACAAGACAAGGAAAGACAACAUCAAUUGCAAUAAUAAUGAUCCAAUUGAAAUAACGGGCUGUACUGCGAGUCUUAAAAAUAGGAUUUGGCUUCUGCUGACUCAGUGUUUCCAACGAUUUCAAACCCUGCAGACAAAAAAAAAAAAUCCAUGAACUUGCAGGAACAAAAGAUAUAUAGAGAGAGGAGUUUAGAUCAGUGCAUCAUGCAUGCUUUUAAAUUCAACUCAAACUGCAGAGCGAAUUGGAUCAGAUAAGCCGUUUUCUUGUGAUCGGAUUAACUCCUUGUUUACCGGAGCUGUGGAAAGCUCCCUUGCUUUGUUUUAUGGACAUAGCUGACUGAAAACUGAAAGAAAUCAGAGCCAGACCUGGACAGGGGACUGAAUCGCUUUUCGACUGAGAAUCAAACUCACACAUUCACCAAGGUGCACAAUAUUCACAGCUAUUUUUUUUUUUUUUUUUUAGCAAAGAUCAGUCCUUCAGAUGCAUUGAAACUUAACCAGCCUCCCCUGAUUUCUGGAGGUGGUCAUGGAAACAAAACAUGUUCUUACAACAACAGAUGUGUGAUAGUAUGACUAUGUGCAAUACAAAAAAACAUUAUAUAUAGUUUUCUAAACACUUAAUAUCCUUUUUUUGUACUGAAAUGUACAAAUAUAUUGGUUUAUAUAUAUUUUCUUUUUUCAGUUACAACAUGCUGCUUAUUAUUGUGGUUAAUAUUAUUUACAUUAUUAUGAUAAUUGUUACAUUUGUACCUGUUUCCUUUUGUUGUGGCUUAAAGGAGUGUUGGCUUUAGCUGCCAUGUGUGCCUGGGUUUGAGAGUAAUAAGCUGUGUGCCUUUCUAAUUGAAUGUUGGAGUGUGUGUCACCACUCUGUGACGAAGGAGACGACGGUGAUUGAUGAUGACGAGCAGUGUUUUUGCAGAAAUACGGAUGGUGGGCUCUUUUUCGCCUCCUGCAGCUGGGCUGGUCCUGACCGCAGGAGAGAAAGGAGGUUAAAGGAUGAGAGAACGGAGAGGAUAAAAAGUUUAUACGACGAUGAGGAGCGAGGCAGGUUGGCUUCAGGAGAUGUAAUCUGAAAAAAAGAACAAAUAGCUUUGUGUAUUUUACAAAAAAACAGCAAACUUCAACAAAGUGUAAGUGUUUGGUACAUUUUCUUUAUUUAUCCAAAAUGACCACAAGUUUGAGUGUUGUUUGAGCUGUUUUUACCACAGAGCCGUGCCAUGUUCUGCAUUUGAAAACACUAUCCCCCAGUAUCUCCUUGCUUUAUGACAAUCAAACAAUAAUAACUGCUCUCUGGGAGGCGUAAUGAGCUGUUUUUGUUCAAUUUCCAGCAGUUCCAACAGUAUUUAAAAAUUGACCGGGGAUGCUACAAUUGUCAGAACAUUUAUUACUUUCUGAUGCGUAACCGGCAGAAUGAUUGAUUGAAAACGUGUGGAUAAAAUUUGUUACAAAGGAUUUUCUUUUCUUUUUUUAUUUUUAUUUUCUUUUGCUUGACAAUGUAAUGAUUUUUUUUCUGUCAAUGUGCCUUGUGGUCUAAUAUGAGCAGCACAAUCUUCACAGGUCGCCUUCUUUUUACAACCUGUCCUUCACAGACCUCUUUUACCUGUUUUUACUCUUGGUCUAGGUAUGUCGACAGACUCACACUGGCUUUGAUUACAUGCAGCAACACUCCUGAUCCUAAUCUAGUCUUUUAGUAACAGUUGGUGAAUUUUGAUAAGUGGGAAAUUAGAGGAGUUGGGGUCGACAGUACUUAACUUUUUUGUUUUCCCAUCAGCUUUAUGCAAAACUAAUAUUGGACAGAAGUAAUGAAUGCAUUAACUAUAAAAAUAAUUAGCAGAUUAAUAAAUUUUGGCGUUAAUAGCUGCAGCUUUUCCUCUAUAUUUUACGAAAAAUUACCAUAUACUCUGCACUCCUUUGUCGCAGUGUUUCAGCUAUUUUCAGGGCUGUUGCUGUUCUCUUUAUUCAAUUUUGGUGGAUAUUCCAAAUUUAGUACAACAGACAGAAAUUUUUGUUACUAAAAAUUGUGUUUCAUGGUGAACCCCACUGGUUUGAAACCAGUGUGCUGUAUGUAAACAAAGCCAGUGUUGCUUGUGAUCUGCCUAAAUCAAUGGAAUCUGUCUUUCCAGAGCAGCCCAUCUAAAUCCAUAAUAGAUGGAGCUUUGCAUGAAACACCAGAGAUGGUUUUACACUCUCCCCAGUACGUCUUCGCUUGCUGGUCCAGACUUGCCUUCCCUUCUCUGAACUUCUCAGUGACUCAGUGUUGCCAUCGACCAGGACAGACUGCUUCAUGAAAACAUAGCUUUAUAAAAGAGUGUGUGAGGUGUUUUCUGGAUGUUUUUUUUUUUUCUGUUUCUAAAGUUAGAGAGUGAUGACUGACAAUCUUUGACUGACUUGAUAUCUGAUUUCUUCAUGAGACUUACUUGUGUAUCCUUUUCAUUUUGUAUUUCUACUCUAAGGAGGAUACUCCUUAAUGUAUGAUACAAUUCUGUUACUCUUGCGUUUAUAUUUAUACAGAUAUACAUAUUUUUUGUAUCUCUUUUCCCCUGUUUUCAAUUUCCCUUGUGCUAAUGUUCAAAAAUUCAUGUCUACGCAGUAUUAUUGAUAAUGUAAUGUGACAUCCGCAUGAUGUCAGCUAUCUCUUUUUUUACAUUUAUGUAUGAACAGAGAAUUUGUACAAAUGCUUUCACAGUCUUUGUGUGUAAAAUGUAUGUAUAAAUUAAAUUAACCAACUUUGAUUCAUGCUUCAUUUCAUUGCAUUCAUGUGUGAAUGGAAGACAUUUUUUGUGAUUUGUCAAUUUUAUUUUGAAGGGCUCUUGUAGUUUGAAGGUUAGAUUACAUCUUGAAAUUGAUCAAAUCAGGUACUUGGAUGGUUAAAAAAAUAAACAAAAGUAAAUGUUUUUUUUUUAUUGGAAAAUACCCAA